Molecule: messenger RNA, 948 nt
Organism: Mycotypha africana
Lineage: Eukaryota; Fungi; Mucoromycota; Mucoromycetes; Mucorales; Mycotyphaceae
Exons: 7
Coding region: 35-841 (268 amino acids)
Cellular component (GO): intracellular anatomical structure
Molecular function (GO): pyridoxal phosphate binding
Source: RefSeq, a predicted model, not a curated record
CUCUUAUUUUAUUUAUUUUUUUUAAUUCAUUUAAAUGCUCGCUAAUUAUUCAAAAAAGUUCUUUUUGAAUAAUUUAUCCACAAAAUCCUAUUUUAGCAACCAACUUUUAGCAAGAGUCAUGUCUACCACUGUCAAUGCUGCUGCAGAACGUGAGAAGACUGUUGUCGAAAACUUGAAGGAUGUACUAAAGACAGUCGAGGAAUUCAAAACACACCCUAGUGCUCGCUUAGUAGCUGUUAGUAAAUAUAUGCCUGCUGAAGAUAUUUCAUAUGCUAUGAAGACUGGUCAGAUUCACUUUGGUGAAAGCUACGCAGCUGAACUGGAAGAAAAGAGUAAAAAUCUUCCUUCAAACAUUGCGUGGCACUUCAUUGGACAUUUACAAACAAACAAAUGUAAAAUAGUAGCAAAGAUACCCAAUUUGUUUGCUGUGGAGACGAUCGAAAGUGAAAAGAAAGCGGAUGCCCUGAACAAGGCAUGUGUCAAUGUUGGUAGAAAGGACAAAUUAAGAGUCUAUGUUCAAAUCAAUACAAGUGGAGAAGAAUCUAAAAGCGGAUGUGAACCAGAAGAGACAUAUAAAGUUUGUAAACACAUUAAGGAAAAUUGCCCUGCUUUAGAAUUGUAUGGUUUAAUGACCAUUGGUAUGAAAGAUCGUGAUGCAGCAAAUAAUCCUGACUUCAAAAAAAUUGUUGAACUCAAAGAAGACAUUAAAUCAAGGUUAGAAUUAGAUCAUUUCGAAGCCAGUUUUGGUAUGUCAGGCGAUUACAUAGAAGCCUUGAAGUUGGGAUCAGAUAAUGUUAGAGUUGGUUCUGCCAUCUUCGGUCCUAGGCGAAUCAAGCAAUAGUGGUAUUUCAAGGCGCCAUUUGCUAUUAAAUUACAAGCGAAAAACGUGCUUAAUUGCUGUUUUAUUUUUGUAGAACUCUUGUAGACUUUCUUUCUUUUAAAUCACAU